Molecule: messenger RNA, 744 nt
Organism: Saccoglossus kowalevskii
Lineage: Eukaryota; Metazoa; Hemichordata; Enteropneusta; Harrimaniidae
Product: adrenodoxin-like protein 1, mitochondrial
Biological process (GO): P450-containing electron transport chain
Cellular component (GO): mitochondrion
Molecular function (GO): 2 iron, 2 sulfur cluster binding; electron transfer activity
Source: RefSeq, a predicted model, not a curated record
GUCAAGCUAUGAAAGAAAAUGGCACUCAAGACGUCUGUACAACAAUUAAUGCGUGUUUCAAGGAUUGUUGCCGAUGUUUUUAUGGAAAGGGGCAUAUGUCUAAAGUGCUCGCAGAUAAGAACUAUCAAAAUACCCAACAUAAAUUAUACGUCGAAAAGAUGGUUCAAAGUCAGCGCAGGACCUUUUCGACACGGUGAUUACGAAUGGCAAGAUCCCAAAUCAGAGGAAGAUGUUGUUAAUAUAACGUAUAUUGAUAGAUCGAAUAAAAGAAUUAAUGUCAAAGGCAAAGUAGGGGAUAAUGUUAUGUAUCUAGCACAUAGGCACAACAUUGAGAUUGAAGGUGCCUGUGAAGCAUCUUUAGCUUGUUCUACAUGUCAUGUUAUUGUCCAUGAUGAUUAUUAUGAUAAGUUGCCGGAACCCGAUGAAAGUGAAGAUGACAUGCUGGACAUGGCACCACUUCUAACAAGUACAUCCAGAUUAGGCUGCCAAAUUAUUUUAACAAAGGAACUGGAUGGGCUUGAAGUCUCACUCCCAAAAGUCACCAGGAAUUUUUACGUAGAUGGCCAUGUACCACAACCACAUUGAAAUGUGCAUAGAACUAUUUAUAGUCUAUCUGUCUUCUAGUAAUGCAGCUAUUUUGCCGAAAUAAGCACUGCUUGUAUCAAAGGAGCUCUCUUCUAGUUGUGUGAUUGAAUAUACUUUCACCUACCUAUCAGCUCAGUCUUUACAGGGUAUACUUGUACC